AUGUCUUUCCUCUUCGGCGGUCGUCCCCAGCUCUCUUCGGAACAGAAGAUUGCUGCAGCAGAAACAGAAGUCGAGAUGGUCUCUGACUUGUUCAACCGUCUCACACAAUCCUGCACCCAAAAAUGCGUCCCUCCCGAAUACCGCGAAGGUGAAUUGAACAAGGGCGAAUCCGUCUGCCUCGACCGCUGCGUCUCCAAAUUCUUCGAAGUCAACAUCAAGGUCAGCGAGAAGAUGCAGGGCGAGGCCGCCGCUAAGCAGGGUGGUAUGGGUGGAUUUGGCAUGUAA
This is a messenger RNA of Talaromyces amestolkiae, 285 nucleotides long. RefSeq lists its product as uncharacterized. Lineage: Eukaryota; Fungi; Ascomycota; Eurotiomycetes; Eurotiales; Trichocomaceae. Gene Ontology annotation, biological process: protein insertion into mitochondrial inner membrane. Bases 1 to 285 code for a protein of 94 amino acids. Gene Ontology annotation, cellular component: mitochondrial inner membrane. The transcript has 2 exons. The record is from RefSeq and is a predicted model, not a curated record.